Brassica napus (rape) is the source of this 956-nucleotide messenger RNA. RefSeq names its product MYG1 exonuclease-like. The record is from RefSeq and is a predicted model, not a curated record. The transcript has 4 exons. Lineage: Eukaryota; Viridiplantae; Streptophyta; Magnoliopsida; Brassicales; Brassicaceae. The coding region runs from base 248 to 736 and encodes 162 amino acids. Gene Ontology annotation, cellular component: nucleus; cytoplasm.
GGUUCGCAGGUUGUCCGCAAAUUAAUGGGUCAGUUCUUCGUCUUCUCUUACUAGAUGCAUCAAACCGAUUCUAACUUUGAUCGCCUUCAACAGAUUUCAUGUUUGAGCUAUUGCAUGCAAGAGAUUCGAUAAGAUCAGUGAUUGCAAGCCUUCGAUGGAGAUUAUGUCCGUCUCCUGCAGAGAUUAGAGAGUUAGUGUUUCCUCUGCCUUAUUCUUCCCUCACAAGCUUUAAAUUGUCAAGCCUUCGAUGGAGACUAUAUCUGGUCUCGUUUACAAGCAUUUUGGUAAAGAGAUCAUAGCUAAGGAACUUAACGUCGACCAAGAUCACCCUGAUGUCCUUCGCUUGUUUCUAGCUGUCUACAAGAGCUUCAUGGAGGCGAUUGAUGCUGUGGAUAAUGGAAUUAAUCGGUAUGAUACUGAUCAGCCUCCGAGAUAUGUGAACAACACGCAUUUGUCUUCGAGGGUUGGAAGGUUAAAUCUUGAUUGGAUAGACCCUGACCAGUCCCAGGAGAAGGAGAAUGAGGCUUUCAAGCUUGCCAUGGCUCUUGCUGGCAAAGAGUUUCUCCAAAGUUUAAGAUUUCACGCAAGGUCGUGGUUGUCGGCUCGAUCAAUCGUGAUGCAGUGUCUUGAAGAAAGAUUCAAGACUGACCCUAGUGGCGAGAUCAUGGAACUUAAAAACUUCUGCCCUGUAAGUGCUUUCACUGUCCAUUCCUCUUGUCAAUGCUACUCACAGUGAUGAUUCUUAGUUAUUGGUUUGUAUAGAUUUUGGUGAUCAUGUUAGAAUAAGUUUGCUUUGGCUUGGUUCUUAGUAAGAAUUUUUUCUGAAUGUAAAGUUUUUGUUGUGUGGAAUCUGGAUUGAUAGCCUGAUAGGAAAAGUAUAUAUACGAUGUCUAGCUAUUAUAAAUAUGAAUUCAAUACUUCUAGUCUUGAUUCUCUUGAAACUUGAAAGCUUCUGU